CCGCCACCACCUCCACCUCCCUUCCAUCCUCGACAAGAUGCCUGCCCCCGGCGCCCUCAUCCUCCUGGCGGCCGUCUCCGCCUCCGGCUGCCUGGCGUCUCCGGCCCAUCCCGAUGGAUUCGCCCUGGGCCGGGCCCCUCUGGCCCCUCCCUAUGCCGUGGUCCUCAUUUCCUGCUCAGGCCUGUUGGCCUUCAUCUUCCUCCUCCUCACCUGUCUGUGCUGCAAAAGGGGCGAUGUCGGUUUCAAGGAGUUUGAGAACCCUGAAGGGGAGGACUGCUCCGGGGAGUACACGCCCCCUGCGGAGGAGACCUCCUCCUCACAGUCGCUGCCAGAUGUCUACAUUCUCCCGCUGGCUGAGGUCUCCCUGCCAAUGCCUGCCCCGCAGCCUGCACACUCAGACAUGACCACCCCCCUGGGCCUUAGCCGUCAGCACCUCAGCUACCUGCAAGAAAUUGGGAGUGGCUGGUUUGGGAAGGUGAUCCUGGGAGAGAUCUUCUCUGACUACACCCCGGCCCAGGUGGUGGUGAAGGAGCUCCGGGCCAGCGCCGGGCCGCUGGAGCAGCGCAAGUUCAUCUCGGAAGCCCAGCCAUACAGGAGCCUGCAGCACCCCAACGUCCUCCAGUGCCUGGGCUUGUGUGUGGAGACGCUGCCCUUCCUGCUGAUUAUGGAGUUCUGCCAGCUGGGAGACCUGAAGCGGUACCUCCGGGCCCAGCGGCCCCCCGAAGGCCUGUCCCCAGAACUGCCCCCGCGAGAUCUGAGGACACUGCAGAGGAUGGGCCUGGAGAUCGCCCGGGGGCUGGCGCACCUGCACUCGCACAACUACGUGCAUAGCGACCUGGCUCUGCGUAACUGCCUGCUGACUUCCGACCUCACGGUGCGCAUCGGAGACUAUGGACUGGCGCACAGCAACUACAAGGAGGAUUACUACCUGACCCCCGAGCGCCUGUGGAUCCCGCUGCGCUGGGCGGCGCCCGAGCUCCUGGGGGAGCUGCACGGCACCUUCGUGGUGGUGGACCAGAGCCGUGAGAGCAACAUCUGGUCUUUGGGGGUGACCCUGUGGGAACUCUUUGAGUUUGGGGCCCAGCCCUACCGUCACUUGUCAGACGAAGAGGUCCUCGCCUUUGUUGUCCGCCAGCAGCACGUCAAGCUGGCCCGACCACGGCUCAAGCUGCCCUACGCGGACUACUGGUAUGACAUUCUGCAGUCCUGCUGGCGGCCCCCUGCCCAGCGCCCCUCGGCCUCUGAUCUCCAACUGCAGCUCACCUACCUGCUCUCUGAGCGGCCCCCCAGGCCCCCGCCCCCCCCCCCCCCCCCAGACGGCCCCUUCCCCUGGCCCUGGCCUCCCUCACACAGCGCACCACGCCCGGGGACCCUCUCCUCGCAGUUUCCCCUUCUGGAUGGCUUCCCCGGGGCGGACCCCGACGAUGUGCUCACGGUCACUGAGAGCAGCCGUGGCCUCAACCUCGAGUGCCUGUGGGAGAAGGCCCGGCGUGGGGCCGGCCGCGGUGGGGGGGCACCUGCCUGGCAGCCGGCAUCGGCGCCCCCGGCCCCCCAUACCAACCCCUCCAACCCUUUUUACGAGGCGCUGUCCACGCCCAGUGUGCUGCCGGUCAUCAGCGCCCGAAGCCCCUCCGUCAGCAGCGAGUACUACAUCCGCCUCGAGGAGCACGGCUCCCCGCCCGAGCCCCUCUUCCCCAACGACUGGGACCCCCUGGACCCAGGCGUGCCCGCUGCUCAAGCCCCCCAGGCCCCCUCCGAGGUCCCCCAGCUGGUGUCCGAGACCUGGGCCUCCCCCCUCUUCCCUGCGCCCCGGCCCUUCCCGGCCCAGUCCUCUGCAUCUGGCAGCUUCCUGCUGAGUGGCUGGGACCCCGAGGGCCGGGGCGCUGGGGAGACCUUGGCAGGAGACCCCGCCGAGGUUCUGGGGGAGCGGGGGACCGCCCCGUGGGCCGAAGAGGAGGAGGAGGAGGGCAGCUCCCCAGGGGAGGACAGCAGCAGCCUAGGGGUUGGCCCCAGCCGCCGGGGCCCCCUGCCCUGUCCCCUGUGCAGCCGCGAGGGGGCCUGCUCCUGCCUGCCACUGGAGCGGGGAGAUGCUGUGGCCGGCUGGGGGGGCCACCCUGCCCUUGGGUGUCCUCACCCCCCAGAGGACGACUCCUCUCUGCGUGCAGAGCGGGGCUCCCUGGCCGACCUGCCCCUGGCGCCCCCCGCGUCAGCCCCCGCAGAGUUUUUGGACCCCCUCAUGGGGGCCGCAGCACCCCAGUACCCCGGGCGGGGGCCACCUCCCGCUCCACCGCCCCCACCACCACCUCCCCGGGCGCCCUCGGAGCCGGCCGCGGCCCCCGACCCUCCGUCGGCCGAGGCCAGUCCAGGCUCAGGCCUGUCGUCUCCGGGCCCCAAGCCGGGAGACAGCGGCUACGAGACCGAGACCCCUUUUUCACCCGAGGGAGCCUUCCCAGGUGGGGAGGCAGCCGAGGAGGAAGGGGUCCCUCGGCCGCGGGCUCCCCCCGAGCCACCCGACCCAGGAGCGCCCCGGCCACCCCCAGACCCGGGUCCCCUCCCACUCCCAGGGGCCCGGGAGAAGCCAGCCUUCGUAGUUCAAGUGGACACCGAGCAGCUGCUGGUGUCCCUGCGGGAGGGCGUGACCAGGAGCCUCCUCGGAGACAGCCGGGAGACCGGACCCGGGAAGGCGGGGAGAGGCCCCGGGAACAGAGAGAAAGCCCUGGGCCUGAACAGGGACCUGCCAGUCCUGGGCGGCGGGAAGAAAGCCCCAAGCCUAAGCCUUCCCGUGAACGGGGUGACAGUGUUGGGGAGCGGGGCCCAGAGAGCCCCCGACAUCGAGGAGAAGCCUGCAGAGAACGGGGGCCUGGGGUCCCCAGAGAGAGAAGUGAAAGCGCUGGCGAAUGGGGAGCUGACACCACCAAGGAGGCAGAAGGAACUGGAGAAUGGGGAGCUGAGGUCCCCAGAGGCCGGGGAGAAGGUGCUGGCGAAUGGGGGGCCGAUCCCCCCCGAGAUCGAGGAGAAGGUCUCAGAGAAUGGGCUCCUGAGGUUCCCCAGGAACACGGAGAGGCCGACAGAGACUGGGCCGUGGAGAGCCCCAGGGCCCCGGGAGAAGACGCCCGAGAGUGGGGGACCAGCCCCCGAGACCCCGCUGGAGAGAGCCCCUGCACCCAGCGAGGUGGCCUCGCCGCAGAACGGCUUGGAGACAGCCCCUGGCCCCCCUGGCCCAGCCCCCAAGAGCGGGAUGCUGGACCCCGGGACGGAGAGGAGAGCCCACGAGACUGGGGGGGUGCCGAGAGCCCCCGGGGCUGGGAGGCUGGACCUCGGGAGUGGGGGCCGAGCCCCAGUGGGCGUGGCGAUGGCCCCCGGCGGCGGCCCCGGAAGCGGCGUGGACGCAAAGGCCGGAUGGGCAGACAGCACGAGGCCACAGCCACUGCCACCGCUGCCGCCUCCGGAAGCCCAGCCGAGGAGGCCGGAGCCGGUGCCCCCGAGAGUCAGGCCGGAGGUGGCCUCCGAGGGAGAGCCCGGGGUCCCAGACAGCAAGGCCGGCGGAGACACGGCACCCAGCGGAGACGGGGACCUCUCCAAGCCCGAGAGGAAGGGCCCCGAGAUGCCACGACUGUUCUUGGACUUGGGACCCCCACAGGGGAACAGCGAACAGAUCAAAGCCAAGCUCUCGCGCCUGUCGCUGGCGCUGCCGCCGCUCACGCUCUCACCGUUCCCGGGCCCGGGCCCGCGGCGGCCCCCAUGGGAGGGCUCCGAGAGGACGCGGGCAGCCCCGGUGCCCGUCGUGGUGAGCAGCGCCGACGCGGACGCGGCCCGCCCGCUGCGGGGGCUGCUCAAGUCUCCGCGCGGGGCCGACGAGCCCGAGGACAGCGAGCUGGAGAGGAAGCGCAAGAUGGUCUCCUUCCACGGGGACGUGACCGUCUACCUCUUCGACCAGGAGACACCAACCAACGAGCUGAGCGUCCAGGGCCCCCCCGAGGGGGACACGGACCCGUCAACGCCCCCAGCGCCCCCGACGCCUCCCCACCCCGCCACCCCCGGAGAUGGGUUUCCCAGCAACGACAGCGGCUUUGGAGGCAGUUUCGAGUGGGCGGAGGAUUUCCCCCUCCUCCCCCCGCCAGGGCCCCCCCUGUGCUUCUCCCGCUUCUCCGUCUCGCCUGCGCUGGAGACCCCGGGGCCCCCCGCCCGGGCCCCCGACGCCCGGCCCGCAGGCCCCGUGGAGAACUGAUUCCCCAAAGACCCGACCCCCCUGCACCCCCAGAAGAGGGGCUGAGAGUAGAAUCCUCUGUGGACGACAGAGCCACUGCCACCACUGCAGACGCCACCGCCUCCGGGGAGGCUCCCGAGGCUGGGCCCUCCCCCUCCCCCACCACGUGCCAAACGGGAGGCCCCGGCCCCCCGCCCCCC
Molecule: messenger RNA, 4407 nt
Organism: Chinchilla lanigera (long-tailed chinchilla)
Lineage: Eukaryota; Metazoa; Chordata; Mammalia; Rodentia; Chinchillidae
Gene: Lmtk3
Product: lemur tyrosine kinase 3
Biological process (GO): protein phosphorylation
Molecular function (GO): ATP binding; protein kinase activity
Source: RefSeq, a predicted model, not a curated record